CUCUCUCUCUCUCUGUGCCUUGGAGUUUUUUGGAUCCUACGUAUCCAAUUUCUGGAUCUUCUUUGAAGAACCAUUGGAUUUUUCCAAGACUGAAACACUUGGGAUUCAUAAAAGUAUGGCUUCGCUCUUGUUCUCGAGUUUCAGAAAGGUACUUCUGGUUUAUCUUGUGUUUUUUCUGUUUACUUCUGUCCUCUGUGCAUCCUCAGAUGGUUCUCAGCUUGAAAGAAAACAGUUUCUUGGUAGAAGAAGAAUGUUAGAGGUGGAAAACGAUCAAGAUCAGCUUCCCAAGAAAAAAGGUACUAAUUUAUCUUCCAAGAAUCAAACCAAGGUAAUCAAACCAAAUCUUGCUUCAAAAAACCAAAAUAAGCUCCUUAGGACUAGCUUAUCCUCCAAGAACCAGACCAAGAUUACAAAAUCUACAAAUUCAACAAAAGCAGCUCUUUCUAUCUUACCCAAGACUGAGCUUAAGAAGCUCAAUUCCACUUCCCAGCUGAAGAAGCUCAAUUUCUCAUCAAAAGCUUCUGCCUCUACUAAAAAAACUUCAGAUCUACUCAAAUUAGGCUCAACCAAGAACAAAACAUCAAAAUCCAUUUCAACGAAAGGAUCCCAAAUCCUUGUGAGUGAUUCUGAAUCCCAAAAACAAACCACAGAGAAAAAACCAAAUAACCAGAAGAAGACCACCCAGGCACAGAAACAACCCAGUUGGCUAGAUCAAGAAGUGGAGGAUAACUUGGUCGCUGAGUUCAGAGAUCUACCAUCCAAAUUUCAACAAUCUCUCAUGCCAGACAUUGAGAAGAUCUCAAUGACGUCCAAAAAAUACCUCACAAAAGCAAACAAAGAAAUGGCUAAAGGGUUCAAGCCAAUAGUUGGCAACAGAUAUGCGUCCACCGUUGCUUCUGUAGUCUCUUUCGCUUUCAUUCUAAUCCCUCUUCUUCUAGUUUCUCUAAUCUUCAACCGCAUCAAAGCUUAUUUCUCUAUUCAAAAGAUCGUCAUCUUCAUUCAAGUUUAUCUUUCAAUCUACUUCUCCAUUCUCUGUCUCUCUUCCAUAGUCACUGGGCUGGAGCCCUUGAGGUUUUUCUACGCUACUUCGCAAUCCACAUACGUAUGUUUAAUGGUCCUGCAAACGCUUGGCUAUGUUUUGUACCUCUUGUUGUUGUUGAUGUACUUGAUUCUGGUGUUUUCAACUGAAUCUGGGCUGGGCUCAAAAUUGCUGGGUCUGGGCCAGAUCUUCGUAGGCUUAGCUGUUGGGCUUCAUUUCUACGUAGCAGUGUUCCACAGGGUGGUCUUGCACCAGCCGCCCAAGGCUACUUGGAAGGUUCAUGGGAUUUACGCCACGUGUUUUCUUGUGAUUUGCUUAUUUGCUAAAUUUGACAGAAGAAAGAAGGCCUACUUGGAGGAUGGUGGUGAAGAGGGCAAAAAGAAUUAGUGCAUAAUUUUUUUUAUUUAUUUUUAAAGAAAUGUAAUAAAUUAUAAAUCCCUCUCUCUUUUUAUUUUUAUUUUUGUUUGCCUUCCGUGGGUUUACUAUAAUGCCAUUGGCGAAGGAACAAUGGUGUUAUUAUAGAAUAGAAAAUUUUUUCUAUAUUAAAUUUCAUAUAA
Hevea brasiliensis (rubber tree) is the source of this 1596-nucleotide messenger RNA. RefSeq lists its product as uncharacterized. The transcript has a single exon. The coding region runs from base 116 to 1426 and encodes 436 amino acids. Lineage: Eukaryota; Viridiplantae; Streptophyta; Magnoliopsida; Malpighiales; Euphorbiaceae. The record is from RefSeq and is a predicted model, not a curated record.